Molecule: messenger RNA, 324 nt
Organism: Leptosia nina
Lineage: Eukaryota; Metazoa; Arthropoda; Insecta; Lepidoptera; Pieridae
Source: the annotation of a GenBank genome assembly
AUGAAAUCCUUCGUCGCAUUCGCCCUCUUCCUGGCCGUAGGCGCCGCCAUCCCCGUCCAGCAGGACAAGGAGGCGGUCGUCCUCCGUUUCGACAACAACAACAUCGGAGUGGAAGGAUACAACUAUGGUGUCGAAACCUCCAACGGAAUCCAGACCCAAGAAGAGGGAGUGCUCACCAACGUGGGAACCGAAAAUGAGGCUUUGGAAGUCCGCGGUCAAUUCUCCUACACCGGUGAUGAUGGUAUCCUAUACACCGUCACCUACCAAGCUGGCCGCGACGGUUUCAUCGCCAGCGGAGCCCACAUCCCCAAGAACCCCCAAUAA